Molecule: messenger RNA, 237 nt
Organism: Gongylonema pulchrum
Lineage: Eukaryota; Metazoa; Nematoda; Chromadorea; Rhabditida; Gongylonematidae
Source: the annotation of a GenBank genome assembly
AUGGUUCAUCGGGUACUGAAAUGUCCGGAAUGUAGGGCUGAGCAUCCGGUGCCGUAUGAAGGUGUGAAAAACUUCCAGUCAAAUUAUACCUUGAUGGGUUUCCUCGAUAUACAUCUUCAAGCCACAGACGACAAUGCUGCGCAGCUGGAAGCAUACAUUCAAAGUUACAUGCUAAACAAAGUUAAAGAUGUUGAUGGUGGUCGCAGCAUUGCGCUUUCUUCCGUUCCUGAUACUUAG